AUGGUGGCAACUGGGAUUCUGGCACUGAUUUUGCGCUAUUUUUCGAAAAGCUCUAAAUCUAGAGGGGGGCAUGUGGUAACAUAUAGAAGACAAGACGAUGAACCCGAGCGUGUGCCAGUGGAUGAUGGCCACCAACGAAUCGCCAAGUACAAGGAGUGGUUUUUCAAUCUUCAUAACUUAGAAGAGCAUUUUGAUCUCCUACCCAGGGCCCGCCAAGAGCUUAUAGGGCUCCUUUCUGAAGCAUUACUUUCGUCAAGACAUGCGGACCACCAAGCCAACCAACAACACAACAUCCUACCGGAGGAGUACAGUUCUUCGUCGCUUGAAGAAUUCAUCCUUAAGGAACACGAUGAUGUUCUGGAGCAGUGGCAACAGUAUGUCGAUGGUCGUAAUGCCGGUCAAGGGCCCGAUCUAUUCGAUUCACGUCUAACUGCAGAAAAAUGGCUCCGGCAGCAAGCCCCUGCGAAGUAUGUAGAUGGUGCGUGGUUAGGUCACGUCCAUCGGCUUACCGAGCGGACGCCAUUUGCCUUACGCGGUAUCACGCAGAGUGCUUGGCAAGUGUUGUCUGAAGAGUUGGGUGACGGGAAUCUUGACAUGAACCAUGUAUUCCUAUACCGCGAAUUGCUUCAUAGUAUUGGCGUUAAACUCCCUGCAGCAGAUUCUGCCGAGUUUGCAUUCGAUGAUCAUGGCAUGGGCAAUGUGGCCGCUUGGAAAGGGGCUGUAUGCCAGCUUUUGAUAUCCCUGUUCCCUGAGGAAUUCCUACCUGAAAUGCUAGGAUUCAACCUACAUUAUGAACAAGUUACACUAAACACCUUAAAGGCGGCCAGAGAGUUGUCGGAACUAGGGAUUUCGGGCUAUUACUUUUACCUGCACAUCUCGAUCGAUAACGCGAACUCUGGCCAUGCAGCAAUGUCAUUGAAUACCGUUCAGCGUUAUAUGGAGUUCGUCAAAGAAACCGCGGGGCCACUUGAUGCGAAAGAGGCUUGGAACCGUAUAAAGGCCGGAUACUUGCUUUCCAAGUCUUCGCAAGAGAACGGCGAACCUGAGUCAUCGACCGCGAAUCCUUAUUUAUCCUCGCAGGAGACUAAAAUCAUCGGCAUUCUUGAAGCCAAGGCGCGAGUAUCUCAGAAAAUUCAUUGCCCUAGUCGGGUCAAAAUUGGAGGCAAACCACUGGUUGAUUGGCUGUCCCCUGAAUUAUGGUCAUCGAAAUUCUUGCAGGCCAAAUUGCUACGAGAUCUUAGCAGGGCGAAGCCGUGGAUUCGAAGAGGGGAUAGCAAGAAUAGCCGUUUGAUCAAAGAGAUGUCCUGGAAAGGAAAAAUGUUUGGUGCUUUCAGUAACGCUGAAAUCCGGUAUGUCAGGCGAUGGAUUGACUCCUUGAGCAAUGAAACUACGGAUAACCACGGAUCUAUGACCGGAAGUUCUUAUUGGCGGUUGGUCGGUACGUCACGUCGCGACAAUAAAGACGGCAUUCACUCUAUCGUAUCACCAGACAUAUUCGCUAUGAAUAAUGAAGAAAUAUCUAGCCUUCGCACCGGUUCCUACACGGAGGAGCAAUCUCCUAGAAUAUAUGAAUGGUUCUCGAGAAGAGUUAAAAAUCCUGCGGGUUUUAACAUGAACAUUUUCCUAUCGCUCUGGUUUGCUCAUCCAUGUCUUCAAGGGUUUGUCACUAUACCGUACAGGACAACUACUCCGUUAGCUUGCCACAUAGUACGAAUUCUACGGAUAGACAAUGGGUUCCGACCCGACUUGAGCAGUGGGGCCAUAAUAGACGAAGAGACUCCAAAAGUCGACUACCCAUCGUACGCGCCUAGGAGCCUUGUCGACCUUGGCUUGGAAAUCGUCCAUCGACAUGGAGAUAAGCAUGGUUUACCUUCAAAUCCGAGCCGUAUUGGGGAUAUUUUUGAUGCAAUCGACGGGUCCGAUCGUGAAGCAUCUGAUGCCGUGGCUUUCGCGCGCAAGAUGCUUCACCUUUCACUACGUCCGGUUGCGAACGGCCCAACGCUCCUUGGUUUAGCCUGCGCAUUUUUAGGCCUCGAGGAAUGGGUUGCCCAAUCUCCAAGUAUGCUUUCUGAGUUAGGCUGUAGUACUCUGAAGGAUAUGGUGAACGAGAAGAGGGACUGCCUAAAGCGGUGUCUUGAAGAAUUAAGGGGUGAUAGCUCUCAAUAUGCUCAGUUUACCAUCGGAUUUGAGCUAGGAUGGGCACAGAUAGAUGAGAUUUUCAAAUAG
Messenger RNA from Hypoxylon trugodes, 2226 nucleotides. RefSeq lists its product as uncharacterized. The transcript has 2 exons. The coding region runs from base 1 to 2226 and encodes 741 amino acids. The record is from RefSeq and is a predicted model, not a curated record. NCBI's taxonomy places the organism in Eukaryota, Fungi, Ascomycota, Sordariomycetes, Xylariales, Hypoxylaceae.